AUGGUAUCUCUUCGCUCCGUUUUCGGUUCCUCGACCGCCCUCCUGCGCCAAUUCCUUCCCCGUCCCUCCGUAUCCGGUACCUUCAUCUCGCGAUCGUUCUCGCAACUCCCACGAUUCACCCUGAGCAACGGUCUCCGUCUUCUGCGAUCUGGAAGUCGCUCCGACCCCCAAGUCGGCGUUGUUGGUAGUGUAGGAUCCGUGGCGAGACAGCUGGAACAGAUCCGCGGGAUGAAGACAAGGUCAUCAGUGAAGCGUCUAUGUGAUGGGUGCAAGCCUGUCCGGAGAAAGAACAGAGUGUAUAUCAUCUGCUCAAAGAACCCGAAACACAAGCAACGCCAGGGCAAAUAG
Molecule: messenger RNA, 348 nt
Organism: Aspergillus ochraceoroseus IBT 24754
Lineage: Eukaryota; Fungi; Ascomycota; Eurotiomycetes; Eurotiales; Aspergillaceae
Product: 50S ribosomal protein L36
Exons: 3
Coding region: 1-348 (115 amino acids)
Biological process (GO): translation
Cellular component (GO): ribosome
Molecular function (GO): structural constituent of ribosome
Source: RefSeq, a predicted model, not a curated record